Messenger RNA from Phasianus colchicus (ring-necked pheasant), 1723 nucleotides. RefSeq names its product GATA binding protein 3 (gene GATA3). Gene Ontology annotation, molecular function: DNA-binding transcription factor activity, RNA polymerase II-specific; RNA polymerase II cis-regulatory region sequence-specific DNA binding; zinc ion binding. Gene Ontology annotation, cellular component: nucleus. Gene Ontology annotation, biological process: regulation of epithelial cell differentiation; embryonic organ development; positive regulation of transcription by RNA polymerase II. The record is from RefSeq and is a predicted model, not a curated record. NCBI's taxonomy places the organism in Eukaryota, Metazoa, Chordata, Aves, Galliformes, Phasianidae.
CUUUUUUUUUCUUUUUUUUUUCCUUUUUCAUUUUAUUUUUAUUUUUAAAUUUUUGGAACCGAUCAUUUCUCACCACCACCCCCCUCCUCCUCCCUCCGGUUACAAACCAACCCAACCCAACCUCGCCGAAGCUCUUUCCCCACCCCGACUCUGCACAGUCGUCCCCCCCUCCCGUCGCCAGCCUCGCUGAGGAGGAGGAGGAGGAAGAGCAGCGAGCGCGGAAGAUGGAGGUCUCCACGGACCAACCGCGGUGGGUGAGCCACCACCACCCGGCCGUGCUCAAUGGGCAGCACCCGGACUCCCACCACCCCACUCUUGGCCAUACCUACAUGGACCCCACGCAGUAUCCUCUCGCCGAGGAAGUGGAUGUACUUUUUAAUAUCGACGGACAAGGCAAUCCCGUGCCUCCGUAUUACGGCAACUCCGUGCGAGCCACCGUGCAGCGGUAUCCGACGGCCCAUCACGGCAGCCAGGUGUGCCGGCCCCCUCUGUUGCACGGCUCGCUGCCGUGGCUGGACGGGAGCAAAGCGCUGAGCAGCCACCACAGCGCUUCCCCUUGGAACCUCAGCCCUUUUUCCAAGACCUCCAUCCAUCACAGCUCGCCGGGACCCCUCUCCGUUUACCCGCCUGCUUCUUCCUCCACUUUAUCCGCCGGUCACUCCAGCCCGCAUCUUUUCACUUUCCCACCGACCCCUCCUAAAGAUGUGUCCCCGGAUCCGUCCAUCUCCACUCCUGGCUCCACCGGCUCAACCCGGCAGGAUGAGAAGGAAUGCAUCAAAUAUCAGGUGUCCCUGGCUGACACCAUGAAGCUGGAGUCGUCUCACUCUCGGAGCAGCAUGGCCUCGUUAGGAGGAGCCACCUCCUCUGCUCAUCACCCCAUCACUACUUACCCACCAUAUGUCCCCGAAUAUAGCUCUGGACUUUUUCCCCCCAGCAGCCUCUUAGGAGGAUCGCCUACCGGGUUCGGGUGCAAAUCACGACCGAAAGCACGGUCGAGCACAGAAGGCAGGGAGUGUGUAAAUUGUGGGGCUACCUCAACCCCUCUGUGGAGAAGAGACGGCACCGGGCACUACUUGUGUAACGCCUGUGGACUCUAUCACAAAAUGAACGGGCAGAACCGACCCCUGAUCAAACCCAAGAGAAGGCUGUCUGCAGCCAGGAGGGCGGGCACGUCCUGUGCUAACUGUCAGACCACCACCACCACCCUGUGGAGGAGAAAUGCCAACGGUGAUCCUGUCUGUAAUGCCUGUGGGCUCUACUACAAGCUGCACAAUAUUAACAGACCCCUGACUAUGAAGAAAGAAGGAAUUCAGACCAGAAACCGAAAAAUGUCUAGCAAAUCCAAAAAGUGCAAAAAGGUCCAUGACAACCUCGAAGACUUUCCCAAGAGCAGCUCCUUUAACCCCGCCGCCCUCUCCAGACACAUGUCCUCUAUCAGCCACAUUUCACCCUUCAGUCACUCCAGCCACAUGCUGACUACACCGACACCGAUGCAUCCUCCAUCCAGCCUCUCCUUUGGACCUCACCAUCCCUCCAGCAUGGUCACUGCCAUGGGUUAGUGAGAGACUCCCCUGCUGAAUGCUUACGGUCUCAAAAUGAGAUUUACUUUAUAUACUUGCAUUUUUGCAGGCGCGUGCUUAUGGGUCUGAUGUCCCAAAUCAAAUGGGAGGGGGAAAAAAGAAAAAAAAAAAAAAAGAAUAAAAAGAAUAAAAAUAAAUAUGUU